ACUGGUUUAAAUUUAAUUAGGAAUUUCAAUCGGCUCACAAGCGAAAAACUACACAAAAAUGUCGUCGGCGAUUGUGAGAUCUGGCCUCCGCUCCGCCCUACGUGGUGGGGCCUCCACCCCCCGCGUCUCACCCGCGUCCAAGCGCUCUUUCUCCGCUUCAUCCCAUCACGACGAAGCUGCCGAGGCUUCGAAAUGGGAGAAGAUAACGUAUUUGGGAAUAGUGGCAUGUUCUAGUCUCGCUGUGUUUAUCCUCUCCAAGAGCCAUGCGCACUAUGACGAGCCUCCUGCAUAUCCAUAUUUGCAUAUUCGCAAUAAAGAGUUUCCUUGGGGUCCAGAUGGUCUAUUUGAGGUAGAGUUGUUUGGCCAUCCAAUGAGAAGGCUGUGGGAAAAAAUGGUGUUUUGAUUCGUUUCUUCUACACAUUUCAACUUGUAAUGUUGGAAUUUUGGUACAGUAUGUGUCGUGUUGACGAUUUCUGGAACCAGAAGUUUGUAAUGCGGUUUGGAUGACUUCUCUUCUAUAAAUCUGUUCUCUUCCCUUAGAAAACUUAAAUUGAAGAAUAAAUGAAUUCAUUUUCUUGCUUCA
Messenger RNA from Salvia splendens (bonfire salvia), 583 nucleotides. RefSeq names its product cytochrome c oxidase subunit 6a, mitochondrial. Gene Ontology annotation, biological process: mitochondrial electron transport, cytochrome c to oxygen. The transcript has 4 exons. Gene Ontology annotation, molecular function: enzyme regulator activity. The record is from RefSeq and is a predicted model, not a curated record. Gene Ontology annotation, cellular component: mitochondrial inner membrane. Bases 59 to 403 code for a protein of 114 amino acids. NCBI's taxonomy places the organism in Eukaryota, Viridiplantae, Streptophyta, Magnoliopsida, Lamiales, Lamiaceae.